AUUAGUUUACAAACAAUGAAACAAUUUUAUUUAGUCAGAUGUUUUCGAAUCGCUUAUGGUAGUGGUUUUCUUUUGGGUUAAUAUUGAAACAUGCCGAACUUUUUCUAUUUUUACGAGGUUUAAUUAAAAUGGUUCAGAAAUUUAUUACCGAAAAUGUAAUUUAAUCAAAAGGAAGGAAGAAUAUAGCCCUUUCUUGAUUCAGUUGACUUCUGUGUCUCAAACUCUGCCAUUUAUUUACGGUGAAGUUGUUAAAUCUCGAUUAGAAGACCAAGAAAUUCGCAAAAUGUGGUCGCACCUUGAACGUGGCAGCUCUCCGGUGGAUUGGUGUGAAUCUAAUUAUUCUAUAACACCUAUGAUAGCUGAAUUCGUCAAUACUGUGAGCAAUGUACUGUUCUUCUUGUUUCCACCUGUCCUCAUACAUCUAUUUCAAGAGUACUCAAAAUUUUUCAAUCCUGCUAUAAAUAUUCUAUGGGUACUGUUGAUGGUUGUUGGAUUAAGCUCAGCAUAUUUUCAUGCUACAUUGAGUCUUGUUGGACAGUUAUUGGAUGAAUUGGCAAUAUUAUGGGUAUUUAUGGCUGCAUUUGCAAUGUUCUUUCCCAAAAGAUACUUCCCGAAAUUUGUUGGUGGUAACAGGAGAGUGCUGGCGUACUACGCGAGCGUGUUUUCCGUGGUGUCCACCGGGUUUCUGGUGAUGCAUCCCAAAGCCAACGCGUUCGCUCUUAUGACGCUUGCUUUGCCGGCUCUCACGUUCUUGUGUAAAGAACUUAAAAGAGUGAAAUGCGUUCGAGUGUAUCGACUAGGCCUGCGCUGUAUCGCCGUGUGUCUCCUCGCCAUGUUCUGUUGGAUCAUGGACCGAGCGUUCUGCGAGGCGUGGCUCUCCAUCGACUUCCCCUACAUGCACGGCGCUUGGCAUAUCCUCAUAUUCAUCGCCAGCUACACCGCUGUAGUCCUUUUCGCGUAUUUCAACGUUUCUGAGGAGCGGCCAGAGCAAAAACCUCAAUUGAGAUAUUGGCCGGUUGACAAUUUUGAACUGGGCAUACCGUAUAUAACAAUGAAACAUCCAUGCAAAAAGGAUGACAACAUAGCUAUCUAGAUUGCCCAAAUUAAUUAUUUGUGAUAACAACUGAUAUAUCUACCAAAAUAAAUUAUAUAAUUAACCCCUUUAUAAAUGUUAACAAUGAAAUAUUUUGCAAUAAAAAGUUUUGCCAUUUAAUCGAAACUAGCUCAUAAUUUGAUUUGGAAAUGGGGAUGAUUAUUUUAACUACAAAAGGUAAAAAAUAGUUAAAUAAAGACAUGUUAUAUUGAAUAUACAGUUUUUAUGGAUUAAUUUAUUUGAAACAGCUGUAAGCAACUUUACAUGGACUAGUUUGGAUUUUAUAA
Molecule: messenger RNA, 1380 nt
Organism: Leptidea sinapis
Lineage: Eukaryota; Metazoa; Arthropoda; Insecta; Lepidoptera; Pieridae
Gene: bwa
Product: alkaline ceramidase
Exons: 5
Coding region: 284-1093 (269 amino acids)
Biological process (GO): ceramide metabolic process
Cellular component (GO): membrane
Molecular function (GO): hydrolase activity, acting on carbon-nitrogen (but not peptide) bonds, in linear amides
Source: RefSeq, a predicted model, not a curated record